AUGCUGUCCCUCUGGACCUUCCUCGUACAGAAGCUGUCGCUGCUCACGCAGCUCGCGCUUUUCGAGUCCAAGUGGCGCGAGCCAGAAGAAGAGCGCGCGCCACAGCAGUACGGUCCUGGCACACUGCGCCGCGGUGACAUGCUGGAGGUGCCCCGCACGAUCUUCACUCACUUCGGCAUUUACCUGGGCGACGGCCGCGUGGCGCACCUCAUCCCCGAUAUCCUGCCUGCUCUCACACGUGACCCAGCGCUGAUAAGCACAGUUAUCACCAACACGCGCCUCAUCAUCGGCUGCACGUUCAGAUACGCCACCGUGCGUGUGGACACGCUCGAGGAUUUUGCGUAUGGCGCAAAAAUCCUGGUGAACCGCAUGGACACCGUGAUGAAGGCCCAGCCUCUGCCCAACGAGGAGGUGGCAAGACGCGCGGAGCGACUGCUCGGGAACACGCCCUACAGCCUGCUGUGGAACAACUGUGAGCACUUUGUGACGAACUGUAGAUAUGGCUCUGCAACCAGCAGGCAGACCGAGAAGUUCUGUGCAGUUCUGAAGUCAGUCAUCAGAGACCAGCGCAGUGCUUUGGUGUCCUGUCUUCUGGGCAUCAGCUCCAUCAUCUCCUUUGGUAUGGCACCUUCAACUACAUUACCCACAAUCCUCAUCCCCUUCACCCUGUGGAUGGCUGGUUGA
Messenger RNA from Boleophthalmus pectinirostris (great blue-spotted mudskipper), 684 nucleotides. It is a transcript of the gene lrata, whose product is annotated as lecithin retinol acyltransferase a. The coding region runs from base 1 to 684 and encodes 227 amino acids. Gene Ontology annotation, biological process: retinol metabolic process. Lineage: Eukaryota; Metazoa; Chordata; Actinopteri; Gobiiformes; Gobiidae. Gene Ontology annotation, molecular function: phosphatidylcholine-retinol O-acyltransferase activity. The record is from RefSeq and is a predicted model, not a curated record. The transcript is spliced from 2 exons.